AUGGCGGCCGCUACCACGCUCAAACUCACCAACCGCUCGCCGAAGCAGCCCAUCAAGCGUCUGCCCGCCAGCGUCGAGCUGCCCGCGGGCGCGACCGUCGAGGAUGUGAAAAAGGCCAUCGCUAAGCAGGCCGGCAUCGGCGACUUCAACCGCAUCGGCCUCUCGGACACGACCACCAAGAAGACGCUCAAGGACCGCAGGGCCCUUGUUGCGGAUAUCCCUGCCGUUGCCGACGCAGGCGAGAUCCUCGUCAAGGACCUCGGUACGCAUAGCCCGGAGCUUUCAUACCUAUAUUGUGAGACUAACAGGAGGAUAGGACCCCAGAUUGCCUGGCGCACCGUCUUCCUCAUCGAGUAUUUCGGCCCGAUCCCGAUCCACGCCGCCGUCAUCGCCGCCCGACCCUACAUCUUCCCGGGCGGUGACGCGCCCCUGUCCAACACACAGUGGCUGAGCUUCGCCCUCAUCGUCGGGCACUUUCUCAAGCGCGAGUUCGAGACGGCCUUUAUCCACAAGUUCUCCGCCAGCACCAUGCCCGUCUUCAACGUGUUCAAGAACAGCUUCUUCUACUGGGCCUCGUUUGGCCUCCUCUCCGCCCUCUCCCUCUACUGGCCCCGCUCGCUCGCCGCCACGGCCCGCGAGCCUGCCAUUGACGCCGUCGGCACCGCGCUCUGCCUGUUUGGCGAGACGGGCAACGCGCUCGUCCACUACUACCUGUCGACGCUGCGCUCCGCGGGCGGCACCGAGCGCAAGAUCCCGGCCGGCUACGGCUUCGGCCUCGUCACCUGCCCCAACUACAUGUACGAGGUGCUCGCGUGGGUCGGCAUCAUCAUUGUCAGCCGCGACUGGGCUGUGGCGCUGUCGAUUGCCAUUGGUGGCGCGCAGAUGUACAUCUGGGCCAAGGGCAAGGAGAAGGCCUAUCGCCAGGAGUUUGGUGACAAGUACAAGAAGAAGCGGUUUGUCAUGCUCCCUGGUCUUUGCUAA
This is a messenger RNA of Cordyceps militaris CM01, 981 nucleotides long. Its product is annotated as 3-oxo-5-alpha-steroid 4-dehydrogenase. Lineage: Eukaryota; Fungi; Ascomycota; Sordariomycetes; Hypocreales; Cordycipitaceae. Gene Ontology annotation, molecular function: oxidoreductase activity, acting on the CH-CH group of donors. The transcript is spliced from 2 exons. The record is from RefSeq and is a predicted model, not a curated record. Gene Ontology annotation, biological process: very long-chain fatty acid biosynthetic process. Bases 1 to 981 code for a protein of 326 amino acids.